CACCUCCCCCUCCCCGGGCAUGGGGGCGUCGCAGUCCACCACCGAGGAGAUGCGACAACUCGCCGGCAAGACCGGCUUCUCUUCUGAGCAGAUUGAGCAGCUCCAUCGGAGAUUCAAGCAGUUAAGCGGGGAUCAGCCCACCAUCCGCAAGGAGAACUUCAACAGCAUCCCCGACCUCGAGCUCAACCCCAUCCGCACCAAAAUCAUCCGUGCCUUCUUCGACAACAGGAACCUCCGCAAGGCGCCCACGGGCCUGGCGGACGAGAUCGACUUUGAGGACUUCCUGACCAUCAUGUCUUAUUUCCGGCCCAUCGACACCAGCUUGGACGAGGAGCAGCUGGCUCACUGCCGGAGAGAGAAGCUGCGAUUCUUGUUCCACAUGUACGACUCGGACAGCGACGGCAGGAUCACCCUGGAAGAAUAUCGCAAUGUGGUGGAGGAGCUGCUGUCCGGGAACCCCCACAUCGAGAAGGAAUCGGCCCGGUCCAUCGCCGACGGGGCCAUGAUGGAGGCUGCCAGUGUCUGCGUGGGACAAAUGCAACCCGAUCAGGUGUACGAGGGAAUCACCUUUGACGACUUCCUGAAGAUCUGGCAGGGGAUCGACAUCGAGACCAAGAUGCACGUGCGUUUCCUGAACGUGGAGCCCAUCGCCCUGUGCCACUGAGACGCUCCCCCGUGCCCGCCCUGCCCGAGGGGCCAGAGGGCGAGGAGCCCUCCUGGGGCUCACCGGGGGGGCUCACCGGGGCCCGGGCUGCCCCUCGCCCUCUACUGAUCUGUACAUACCCCACUGGCUGCUGAUUCCACGGUCGCUUUCUCUCCAGGGCAGGGGUGGGCGUGGAUUUCACCUACCGUUUUUACUUCCAAUAAAAGGCUGGGUUUUGCUACCGAC
This is a messenger RNA of Ornithorhynchus anatinus (platypus), 889 nucleotides long. RefSeq names its product tescalcin (gene TESC). Gene Ontology annotation, molecular function: calcium ion binding. The transcript is spliced from 8 exons. The record is from RefSeq and is a predicted model, not a curated record. The coding region runs from base 20 to 664 and encodes 214 amino acids. Lineage: Eukaryota; Metazoa; Chordata; Mammalia; Monotremata; Ornithorhynchidae.